Messenger RNA from Aspergillus piperis CBS 112811, 1437 nucleotides. RefSeq names its product phosphotransferase family protein. The transcript is spliced from 3 exons. The record is from RefSeq and is a predicted model, not a curated record. Lineage: Eukaryota; Fungi; Ascomycota; Eurotiomycetes; Eurotiales; Aspergillaceae. Bases 127 to 1215 code for a protein of 362 amino acids.
UGUUCCUAUAAUUGUGCCUCUAGCGCAGUCAUAGCAUAUAAUGCUGUAUUAGACGCUGCCACUUAACGAACUACAUGUCAGGAUACCCAGUCUGCGCAUCACCGACCGGAGACAGACCGUAGCAUAAUGCCUCACUCAGUACGACAGCCAAUCAAUAUCCAGGCGCUUGAAGAGUACCUUACUCGGGUGCUACCCACGAUUCAAGCUCCCCUUGAUGUGGAACAAUUUCAAAUCGGACAAUCUAAUCCAACGUAUAAGAUCACUGAUUCUGGCGGCGUAUCAUAUGUGUUGCGAAAGAAGCCUCCUGGGAAGCUCUCACGAGCCGUUCAUCUAAUUGAACGGGAAUAUAAAGUGCUGUCCGCUCUCCAGAGAACAGAAGUCCCAGUUCCAAGGACUUACUGCUUGUACGAAGGUAAUGAUAUCCUUGGAACUCCGUUCUAUGUUAUGGAGUUCUUGGAUGGGCGGAUCUUUACCGACUCCACUAUGCCUGGGGUGAGUCCGACGGAGAGAAUGGCCUUGUGGAGGGAUGCUGUGCGAGUGCUAGGCAAGAUUCAUACCACUAAUGCUCAUUCCAUGGGGCUGCAGACGUUCGGUAAGCAAGGUGGGUACUACGACCGUCAGCUGUCGACGUUUACCUCCUUAUCCCGUGCACAUUCAAAGGUGGAAGAUCCCUUGAUCAAUGUUCCAGUGGGAGAUUUACCGCAUUUUGACGAGAUGGUCGACUUUUUCUGUCGUCAUGAGCUUCAACCCAGAGACCGGCUUAGUAUAGUGCAUGGUGACUACAAGAUCGAUAACUUGAUCUUCCAUCCCACUGAAUCGCGAGUAGUCGGGGUUCUAGAUUGGGAAAUGGCUACUCUUGGCCAUCCUCUUUCGGACUUUUGCAACCUUACGCAUCCUUAUUUCUGGGACGGUCUGUACCAGGAUGUGGCAAUGUUCCGUUCUGGGAAGGUUGCAGGAUUGCCCAGUCGCGCACAGUGCUUAGAGUGGUAUUCUGAGGCUGCAGGUUGGGAUCCACAACCAGAGCUUUCGUGGGGAGACGCAUUUUUUGCAUUUCGAACCACUGUUAUCCUGCAGAGUGUUGCCGCUAGGCAUGUCCAGCGGCAGACGACCAGUCCGGACUCAGCCAAAUAUGCCCUAAAAUUCAAGCCAUCGGCAGAAAGUGCCUGGGAAUUGGUGAGAAGAGCCAAGGCCGGAUCUAAAUUUGGAAGAUUGUGAACGUGAUGAUAUCGCGUGCAAGGGCACAGAAAGUGAUGUCAUGGUGUAACAAGCAAGCUCGGCAUCUGCAAGGUGGUGAUUGGAGUUGCAGAUCAAAUAAGCCCAAUCGUGACACAAACAUAUCCUUUUGCAUGCUCUGAUGUCUAGUAGUAUCUCUGAAGAUCUUGAAGUCUUGUUAUUCCUGAUUACUUCGAAAGGCGCUCCGUCAUGCUACUCAUGUGG